AUGUCGACAGUAGGGGGUGACGAUCCUUUCAGGGCAUGGUUAGAUAAGCAUACCAAUGGGGCGCAGGCGACGGGUACGGAUGCCACUGAGAAGGCUAGAAAAAUUGAAAAAAAAAUGAAGACGGAUUUGGAGGGUGAAUGGAAGAAAUUGAGGGAAUCCUUGGAGCGCCCGGGGUCCAUGGAAAUAUCUGGUCUGUGUGCGGACGCCAAGGACCUUGUGGACGCGGCGAGCAGUACGCCAGAGUCUGAGUACAUGCAGAACUUAUGUAGCGCCAUAGCUGAAAUAAAAUAUUUCAUGAGUGGAAUAAAAUCGAAGAGGGAGCUUACAGAGAAGGGUACAGUUAUGAGCAACGAUGAGAAAGUGGAGAAGGAGGAUCUUACUGAUGAGCAAGCCUACAGUCGGUGCAUUGUCGGAACAGUUGCUUUAAGGGAGUUGUAUGGAGAUCAUUGCCAAAUGAAUGGAAUCAUAGGACAGAUAUCGUCCAAUGUGGACGCCACAUUAAGGGGCCACUUGAACAACAAUGCACAAGGCCUUGAGCACCAACUGAAUAAAUGUGAGGGAAUUACUCCCACACAUUUAAUGUUCGGUAAAUCCCUCCUCGCCAGCACAAUCCGGGGGUGGGCCCAAGGAGAUCGGGAGAAGGAAUUGAGGAAGGUGGGGGGAUCACAGGGUGCCCGGAGGGUGGGGUACGUGUGGAGGUGGUGGCCACGGGUCUGUAAGAAGCCCAAGCCGGGGGACUCUGAGCACGAUGAAGCAAGAAAGGAAAUUCUACAGCAGAAUAAAAAAAGUUUAGUCAAUUUCACUUUAGGGAAGAACACUCAAAGUGGUAGUAAUGCAUCAUCUACCAUGGAAGACAUCUUAGUAAAUGACGACUACACGAUUUCACAGGAAAAAUUAACUAAAGCACUUCAGGAUUCCAUGCAAAGCGACACUGCUGGCAGUACUACUCUUGCUUUAGACAAGGCAGUAGAGAAGUUAACGAAGGCAGCCAAGGAAACUGAAGCUGAAGCAUGUAUCAAGAGCAAGGAGAAUGAAGGAGCUGACAAAAUGUGUGAACGCUUAACUUGUAUGCAACACUUAUGGCAGAACAGUACUGCAGCAAACCAAGGAAGCGGCAACGACAAAUUCUGGAGAGAGAAUGAUGGUGAUGUGAAGAAAUUAUGGGAAGAAUUGGCACAGAAAAUGAAGGACAGUAAUGGCACAGGCAGUUCGAAUGAAUGUAAUUCAUUGCAAAAUCCGUCUGAUAAGACGGCAUGCAAUUUUUUGCAUGCCGGCUUUAAAGAACUGUACAAGGAUCUGUCGUCGUCGAAAGACGACGACAACAAACUUUUGUCUAACCCAUCGUUCAGACAAACGAUGGGUUGUUUCUUACUUCAUUCAUAUGCACAACAUAUGAAGAAGAAAGCUGUUUGUGACAUAGAGGAAGGAAUAAAACUGGCAUUUAAGGCAUGGGAGGAUCCAAAGAAGGAACCUGGAACUUCCUGCCAGAAGGGUGCCGAUGGCAAGGAAUCUUGUGUUCUUUGCCAUUGGAAUGAAAAUGGCAACAUUGAAAGUUGCCUCCAGAAAAUUACCAUAAACAGCACAACCCCCACAGAGACUGCAAAGGACAAAGUGAAAAAAAUUGUCACUGACGAGGGCGACCCCAACAUAAAGGAUAUGCUAAUUGAAAUAAAUGAAAUGACUAAUUUAUGUGACGGCUUACAAUGUAUAGCAUCUCGUGUUAACACAUCUGCUAAUAAGAAGGACUUUUGGGACAAGGAUGUCAAGACAUUGUGGAAAGAAUUAGCAGAGAAAAUGAAGGAGAGUAAUGGAACAGGGAAGGGAAAUGGAUGUGAUUCAAUGCCACAUGCAACUCCUUCUGAAAAGGCGGCAUGCAAGUAUUUGCAUGCCGGUCUUAAAUACUUAAAAGGAAAUUCCACAUCUGACGCCAAUAAAUACACCAUCCUGAAGGAUGACCCAUCGUUGAAACAAGCGAUGGGUUGUUUCCUUCUUAAAGAAUAUGCAAAGCAGAUGCAAAAAAAAUCGACCUGUUUUAUCGAUUCCGCUUUAAAGGAAGCUUUCAAUUCCUGGGGUCCAACUACUAAGGGUGAAUGCACGAACGGUAGUGGUCCGUGCAUUGAAUGUAAAUGGGACGAUAGCGACUAUGACAAAUGCACCGUGCAGAUUGACACAGGCAGCACGAGCACUACAGAGGACGAAAUGAAAAAAAUUAUGGAAGGAAAAGACCCAGACACUAAGUCAAUCACGGACGACAUAAAUAAAAUGACUACUUCAUGUGACCGUCUACAGUGUAUAGCAACCCACUUAAAUUCGCCCAAUGGAAAAAAAAGUGCGGAGGACUUUUGGAAUAAGGACGGCGAAGUGGGACAACUAUGGCAAAAAUUGUCCGUAGCGAUGGCACAAAGUGGGGACAAUGACACUGGAAAUGGAUGUGAUCAAAUGGAUAAUGGUAGUAAUGGCAGAACUGCCACCGGCCCUGAAAGGAAGGCAUGCCAAUAUCUUACACUAGGUUUCAGAGAACUGAAGAGCAUUGCAGCGUCUAACGGCACUGACAACAAAAUCCUGUCUAGGGACCCAUUGUUUGUCCAAACGGUGGGUUGUGUCCUUCUUAAAGAAUAUGCAAAACAAAUGCAAAGUACAUCAAACUGUGUCAUUGAUUCUGGUAUAGAGAAGGCAUUCAGGGCAUGGAACGAAAAAAAAGGACCUUCUUGCACCAACGGUAGUCCGUGCAUUGAAUGUAAAUGGAAUGACGACGACUAUGGAAGUUGCCAAGUUCACACAACUAACACAUCUGGCAACACAACCCAAGCACAAGUAAUGGAAAAGUUAACAUCAGUUAAGGACAGAAUUGAAGGCACCGCAUCUACCAUAAUGAACGACAUAAACAUAACAAAUUCUUUAUGUGACAAACUCCAAUGUGCCGCAGGGAAGUGGUUCCAAAGCAACGGAAAACCGAACGGUGGUACUGGUACUCCAAAGAAGACUUGGUGUGACUUUUGGGAUAGCGCUGUUAGUGAGGCACUGCAGAAGAUCUUCGGACACAUCGAGAAGAACAGUGCAACCAAAACUGAUGGUACAUGCACCACCUUUGGUGAUGAUAAUCCUGAUAGUGUUGAAAGAAGAGCUUGUAAUCAUAUCACAGCAGGUUUAGACUACAUUAACACACUUAGUGGUGUUAGUGGUAAUGGCAACCAACUGCUCGAUAGAGCAGUUGGUUGUAUUGCUCUUAACAUGUACGCUGAUGAAAUAAUUAAAAAAUCGAAUGAUAAUUGUCCCAUUGAUGAGAAAAAAAUAGAAGAAAUGUUUACUAAAUGGAAUGAUCAAUAUAAUAAAAGUUCUUCGCCUCCAUGUAAUGGAGGUGCUAAUAAUAAAGAUUGUUUCCUUUGUAAUAGGGUACAAAAAUCAGAACUUAAUAAUUGCCAACUAAGUGUUUCCAACACUUUGAUUAAUACACCAUCACCAAAUGGAAAUUGCGAUAAUGGCGCAACUAACGUGAAGACUAAAAUGGAAGGUCUACUCAACAAAGACACUAUCAAGAUGGAAGAAAAAGUGUCCAAAAUCACUAACAUUACGAAAUCUCCUUUCUGUACUCAACUUCAAUGCGCAAUCAAACACUACGCAAAAAGCAAAAAUGGAAAAAUAUCACCCUGGGAUGGAUUUUGGGAGGAGACUGGUGAAGUAGGACAACUGUGGACAGAACUGUCCACCACAAUGACAGAGAAAGGCACGACGAAUCAGAAUGGAUGUGAUCAAAUGUAUGAUAAUGGCACUGGCACUACCACUAGAGAAGCAACUGACCCUGAAAAGAGGGCAUGCAAUUAUUUGCAUGUCGGCUUAAACCAACUGUACAAUCCGCCGGCGACGGCGGCGUUGACGCCGUCGUUGCCGUCGUCGUCAGGAACCAUCAGCCUGAAGGACAACCCACUGUUGAGACGAACGUUGGGUUGUUUACUUCUUAAGGAAUAUGCAAAGAAAAUGAAAGAAAAAUCUACUUGUGUUAUCGAUUCUGGCAUAGAGAAGGCAUUUAAGGAAUGGAAUGGAAAUAUUACUAAUGGUACUUGCAAUGACAAGGAACCUUGUGUCCCUUGCCAAUGGAAGGAUGACAGCAUUGACACUUGCAAAAUUAACACAACUGGCACAGGUGGCACCACAACUCCAACGCCAGUACGGGAGAAGUUAACACAAGUUCAGCCCCAAAUUACUAACAGCGCAACUAACACCCUACCGAAAAUAAAUGAAAUGUCCACUUUAUGCGAAUACAUUAGAUGCGCCGGACCCAAAUGGUUCAAAAACCAAAUGAAAGGAACUGGUAAUACUGCAACCAAGAAUUGGUGUGACUUUUGGGAGGUGGAAGGCGUCAAACCGGAACUGAAGAAAAUGUUUGACAAGAUCGCCUCCGAAGGACAGAACAAAUCAAAGAGCAAAGCUAAUGGUGUAUGCAGCACCUUCGGUGAUGGUAAUCCUGAUAGUGUUGAAAGAAAAGCUUGUAAUCAUAUCACAGCAGGAUUACAACACAUUAAAGACGUUAAAGGGGACAAAAAUGGUAGUCAACAUAAAGAGGCCAACCAACUGUUCGAAAGAACAGUUGGUUGUAUUGCUCUUAACAUGUACGCUGAUCAAAUAAAAAAGGAGUCGCAGGAUAAAUGUCCCAUUGAUGAAUCUAGAAUAAAAGAAAUGUUCACUAAAUGGAAUCUACAAAAUAAUAAAUCUUCGUCUUCAUGUAAUGGAGGUGGUAGUACUAAUGUUUGUUUUGAAUGUCAAAGGGAAGAAAAUUUUGGUCCUUGCAACCUCCUCGUUGAUAAAGGUCUCAUUGGAACAUCAGCAUCAUCAGGUGGAAGUGCAACUUGCAAUGAUAACGAAGACAAAGAAGACGUCCAAAAACAAAUGAAAGAACUCCUCGAAUCCAACGACUCAUCCCAAUCCAACUCUACCAUUAAAUCCAACAUAACGACCACCUUAUCUACUAUCACUGAAAUGGCCUCUUCUUUCUGUACUCAAGUCCAAUGCGCAGCAAAGAAAUGGAAAUCAGCAAAGAACCAACAUAAUAGUGGACAAAGCACCGAUGUGAAGUGGAAUGACAUGAAGGAUGAGAUGGAGACGGAAUUAACGAAACUUCUAGGAUAUAUGACGCAGUCUAAAAAUCAGGAGAAAGUUGCCCAAUACUGCGAUGAUGACACUAAAUGGUAUAAACUUGGCCAUAAAGAAAGCAAAACAAAUAAAGCAGCUUGUUUAUUUUUUGCUUCAGGAUUAAAACACAUUUAUACUCACGGUAAUGGCCGUGUUAACGGCCCAUCGUUUAGACAAACGAUGGGUUGUUUAUUUCUUAAAGAAUAUGCAAAACAAUUGCAAACAAUGGCAAAUAAGAAGAAGCAAGGACAUAGUUGGGUACAUCCCCAUUGCAGCAUAGAGGAUGGUAUAACAUAUGCUUUUGGUAAAAGUGAAGACAUUAUGAAGAGUGCAUUAACUCAAUGCAACAAGGGUCCUAAUGGUACUUCUUGUUUUGUAUGCACACAGGAGGAAGAUUAUGAUAAUUGCCACAUUGGCAAGGACGAAGUAAAGCCCCAAGUGGAACCACUGCUCGAAGAGAAGAGUGACUUAAUGGAAAAAACAUUAGAGAACACAGUCUGUCCCAUCCUUCUUACGGAUCUCCUUACCCCUUUUCUUCCUUUGGCUCCUGUCUCUAUUGGCCUUUCUGCUGUGGCUUAUUACCUUUGGAAGUAUUUUGGUCCUCUUGGUAAAGGAGGACAACGUUUCAGAAGAUCUCCUACUGAAAUUCCUGGUCCAUCAGUACAAGAACAAGUCCUCGAUCAUGUGCAGCAAGAUAGUUCACAUGAAUAUCGAUUGGUAAAGGAACGAAAACCUCGUUCUGCUCCAACGAGAACGAAACGUUCUGGUCCCGUGAAUCGCCGCACGAUUAUUGAAAUUCAUUUUGAAGUGUUGGAUGAAUGUCAAAAAGGGGACACACAAUUGAACCAGAAGGAUUUUCUGGAACUUUUGGUUCGAGAAUUCAUGGGAUCCGAAUUAAUGGAAGAAGAACAGGUUUCUAAGGAAGAGGUUCUUAUGGAAGGGGUUCCUUUGGAACGUGUUCCUAUAGAAGAGGUUCCAAGUUUAGGUUCCGUGUUUAUGGUUUAG
Messenger RNA from Plasmodium knowlesi strain H, 6132 nucleotides. Its product is annotated as SICAvar, type I. The transcript has 11 exons. NCBI's taxonomy places the organism in Eukaryota, Apicomplexa, Aconoidasida, Haemosporida, Plasmodiidae. The coding region runs from base 1 to 6132 and encodes 2043 amino acids. The record is from RefSeq and is a predicted model, not a curated record.